This is a messenger RNA of Abrus precatorius (Indian licorice), 3172 nucleotides long. RefSeq lists its product as uncharacterized. The transcript is spliced from 11 exons. Lineage: Eukaryota; Viridiplantae; Streptophyta; Magnoliopsida; Fabales; Fabaceae. The record is from RefSeq and is a predicted model, not a curated record. Bases 214 to 3042 code for a protein of 942 amino acids.
GAAAAAUACCUUAAUUAACUUGGCUUUGGGAGCCUGCUCGAACACGAGCUACGAAUACCGAAGAAAUAGUGUCCCUCACUCUCAAUGUCUGCUCCUCAGAAAUUCAAAGUUUUCGUGGUGGCUCGUUAUUCAAAUAACUGAUCCCAGUGACACAUGAAGCAAAAUUGGUUUUAUUAGUGAAGUUUUGAUUAUUUAUAUUGUAAGAAGAGAGAAAUGGAGAGCCGUAUACCCAGGGGCAGUGAGCCAUCAGGGACAAGUUGGACCCCUGCAAUGGAAAGCUAUUUCAUUGGUCUAUUGUUGGAUCAGGUGCAUAGGGGCAACAGGAUGGGCUACACUUUCAACGAACAAGCUUGGAAUGAAAUGCUGGCCUUGUUUAAUGCUAACUUUGGAUCUUCUUAUGGUGUAAAUCUGCUCAAAAGUCGUUACACGUCUUUGUGGAUGCAGUUCAAUGACAUAAAGAAUCUUCUUGAACAAAAUGGGUUUUCCUGGGAUGAGAGUAGACAAAUGGUGAUUGCCAGUGAUCAUGUUUGGGAUGCCUAUAUCAAGGCACACCCUCAUGCACAAGCCUACAGAAGUACAGCACCGGUGAACAUCAAAGACUUGUGUUUAAUAUAUGCACAUAAAAGUGCAGAUGGAAGAUAUAGCCUGUCAAGUCAUGAUAUGGUCUUUGCUGAUGACGAUCAAGUGGUGAAAGCUGGAACCGGAGUUUCCGUGAGAAAUCCAGAUCCAGUUACCAGAACAGAUUGGACAGUAGCUAUGGACUGUUAUUUUGUGAAGCUUAUGUUGGAACAACUUAAAAAUGGCAAUAGGAUCCGUAAUACAUUCUGCGGAAAAGCAUGGAACCAUAUGCUUAAGUUCUUCAACAAAAAAUUUGAUGCCCAAUAUGAUAAAAGCUUCUUAAAAAACCGUUAUGAUAAACUUGAGAAUUACUAUACUGAUGUAAAAAGUCUACUUGACUUGAAAGAUUUUUCAUGGGAUGAAAACCAACAAAGGAUUGUUGCUGAUGAUUAUGUUUGGGAAAAUUAUAUCAAGGUACAUCCACAUGCUAGCUCCUAUCGGAACAAGACCUUGGUUAACUAUCGAGACUUGGGAUCAAUCUAUGACAAUGCUAUGUGCAAUGCGCAUUGCAAUUUUAUGCAGGAAGGAAGAUGCAGUCGUUCUUGCAGUGAAGAUCAUAUUAGCAAUGGCCCAAUUUUGACAAUGGGAGUUGAUAAGGACACCCAAGACUGUGCGUUAGGUGACUACUCAAUGACAGAUUGGACACCUUCAAUGACCCGUUACCUUGUUGACCUUAUGCUAGAAGAAGUUCGGAAGAGGAACCGGAUUAAUUAUGUUCUCAACAAUCAAGCCUGGUCAGAGAUGACUGUAUUGCUCAAGGAAAGAUUUGGUACACAGUUUGACAAAGACUACCUUAAGAAUUGUUGUAAGGGUUUGGAAAAUAUAUACCAAGACUUGAGAAGUCUUCUUGAUCAGAAAGGGUUCUCAUGGGAUGAAACACAGCAAAUGAUCACUGCAUAUGAUGGUGUUUGGGAUGUUUAUAUUAAGGUGAGUUAUACUUAUUUUUUUGUCUUACUUUUGAGCUUCAAUUCUUGGUGGCUGACCUUGGAUAUACAGGAGCAUCCUUAUGCAAACUAUUACAGAAAUCAUCGAAAGCCAAAUUAUAAUGAUCUAUGCUUGAUUUAUGGAAAUUCAGAAACUAAGUUGACAUGUAAUCUAGCUAAUCAGAAUUUUGGAUACAAGGAUUACAGCACCAAAUUUCAAAAUUUUCACUGGAGAAGUGACUGGACACCACCAAUGGAUCGGUAUUUUAUGGACUUAAUGUUACAGGAAGUGCGGAAUGGAAGCAUGGUUAAUCAUAAGUUUGAUAGAUUAACCUGGAGAGAUAUAGUGGUCAAAUUUAGUGCAGAAUUUGGGUCCCAGUAUGACAAAGAUGUCUUAAAAGGUCGUCAUGUGACUUUGAGAAAGAGAUUCAACGAUAUGAAGAUUCUGAUUAAUCAGAGUGGGUUUGCUUGGGAUGAAAUACAACAGAUGAUAACAGCUGAUGAAAGACUGUGGGAUGCUUAUGUGAAUGCACACCCUGACAUGAAUGCAUACCGCAAUAGAACUCUUCCAAAUUUCAAUGAUUUGUUUUUGAUAUAUGGAAAUACAAGUUGUGGCAGAAAUUCAAACUAUUCUGACUGCUAUAGGGCUUCUAAGGAUAAUGAACUGGAUGUUUGGGAGUACAGGUACAGCCAUUCCCUAGCUGAUGACGAACCUAUGAGAAUAGCUUGGACAGUGAAAAUGAACCAUUAUCUGAUUGGCCUUCUAUUGGAGCAGUUGAACAGAGGGAAUAAAAUUGGUGAUACAUUCAGUAAGAAAGCUUGGUCCAGGAUGACUGCAUCUUUCAAGAGAGAGUUUGGACUUCUUUGUGACAGAGAUGCUCUAGAAAAUCGGUAUUUUGGUCUUAUGAGAGUCUAUAAGGAUGUCACAUAUCUUCUAAAUCAGAAUGACUUUGCCUGGGAUGAAAUUGGGCAGACGUCAAGGGCAAAUGAUAUUUGGCAGGCAUAUUUUGAGGAGUAUCCAGAUGCCGUUACUUUUGGAGAGACCCUACGAGACAAUUAUAGUGAUUUGUGCUUACUUUUUGGGAAUCUAAAUCAAAAUAGAAAACUGGGCCGUGUGAGAAUGAAAUUGAAGACAAAUAAUAAUAAUAAUAAUAAUCUUGGGAUGGAGAGUAACGAAAUCAUAGGAAACCUGCAAUCUUCAGCUAGGGAAUUUAAAACAGCUGAUGGGAGAAGAAAGCGAAAAUCUCAAGCUGUGUUGACUUCCUCAAAUGGUAGAAAAAUUCAAAAAUUCGUCCUAGGUGAAAUGCAAGAAGAUUUUGAAGAGAAAAAAGACAACUCAAUAGAAUGCAUAGUUGCUGCACUUCAAACUGUACCAGACUUGGAUGAUGAGCUCUUCUUGGAGGCUUGCUUACUUCUAGAAGACGAAAGGAAGGCUAGGAUGUUCGUGGCUAUGGAUGCAUCUGCAAGAAAAAGGUGGUUGCUUAAAAAGCUUCAACGGUAGUACCAAUUUGAUUGUGAAUGUAUGAAGUCAAAACUUUGUUAGUUUCUUAAUAGAACUUGAUUUUGGAGUAAAGCCAAGUUUUCAAGGGAAAUGUUUAGCAUAAUUUACUCAUAACUAGUGGAAAUGAUAA